AUGAAUGUCUACUUUAUCGAAGUUUUUCUAUCUAAAACAAUGUUUUCUUUUAUUAAAGUCGGUGUAGCUGCUGGAAAAGCACCCUAUGGUGUUGCUAAAAAAGAUGAUGUCAAUGCUAAUAUGAAUCGAAUGCGUGAUACAGUUGAGUCAGCCUGUGGUGUUGUUAAUGAUACAAGAAAUAAAUUAAUUGAACGAGGUCAAAAAUUAGGCGAAGUUGAAAUAGCAUCAAAACAAAUGAGUGAACGUGCUGAAGAAUUUGCUAGUCUACCACAUAAAGUUAUGUUAAAACAAAAACAAAAAGCUGAAUGA
Messenger RNA from Rotaria socialis, 309 nucleotides. NCBI's taxonomy places the organism in Eukaryota, Metazoa, Rotifera, Eurotatoria, Philodinida, Philodinidae. The record is from the annotation of a GenBank genome assembly.